Molecule: messenger RNA, 3140 nt
Organism: Syngnathus acus (greater pipefish)
Lineage: Eukaryota; Metazoa; Chordata; Actinopteri; Syngnathiformes; Syngnathidae
Gene: tlr18
Product: toll-like receptor 18
Exons: 5
Coding region: 183-2765 (860 amino acids)
Biological process (GO): toll-like receptor signaling pathway; immune response; inflammatory response
Cellular component (GO): membrane
Molecular function (GO): transmembrane signaling receptor activity; protein binding
Source: RefSeq, a predicted model, not a curated record
AGGGAGCGUGAGGACUUCAGGGAGUAAGCUCGGCCAAUAGAUACAAACUGCUCUGACACACUGCCCCGAUUCAAACAAGCAACCACGGCUGAGGGAGAAAGAGAAAGCAACUGACUGACCGAGUCUGAGAAGAAGGAGCAGUCCGUUUUGGCGGGCUCUAGUGGUUCUACAGGUGAGUCACAAUGUUGUGGACCUUCAUCGUCCUCAGUGGCGUCUUUAACGGAGGACACGCGUCACCAACCCAGAGUCCAUCGACGCUAACCGGCACCACGGGAGACGUACCCUGCAGCUUCUCCAACGGGGGCCGCGUGGCAAAUUGCCUGGGCGGCCAGCUGGAGAGCGUCCCGUGGAGAUAUUUCCCAUCCACACUGGAGGACAUCGACUUAUCCUACAAUAAACUCCAAGCGAUCCGUUCAGAGGACUUUGCGCAUCUGCCUCGCCUCCGCGUGCUCAAGCUGCAGUUCAACAACAUCUCGCAUAUCCACGACGACGCAUUCGAGAACAACCAUCUGCUGGAACAUCUCAACAUCUUCAAUAACUCCCUGGGAGAGAUUCCCGCCUCGGUGCUGACGUCUCUGCUGAACUUAAAGUUUCUCUUCAUGUCCAACAACCUUUACAAGCGCGCUACAUUAGCCGAGGGAUUCUCACGGCUGGCCAAACUGCGGGUUCUGUCCUUGGGUGGCCCUCUGGUGGAGGGGUUGAAGAAGGAAGACUUUGACUCACUGAAGAACAUCAAGUUACAAACUUUCGCUAUCAAAUGCUCCUCCAAUUUAAGUUACUACGAGCCUGGAAGUCUGCGGAUUCUCCAGACUGCCCAGAUAGGCUUCGACAUGGCCGUCGACCAGCGGCCUGGCGCUCUCCGUCACAUCUUGCGAGACCUCGCCAACAAGACCUUCGGCGGCAUCCAAUUCCGCAACCUCUUUGAGUUCUCGUACUACACGGGAGACGAAGACAUCUUCCAGGGUUUGAGCCGUGUCUCAGCCUACCAGUUGGUCUUCCACAGAGGAAAGUUCAACGAGAACCUCUUGAGGAUGGCCCUGACCAAUCUGCAAGAGGCCCCCAUCAAGAGGGUCCGCUUCCAGUACAUUGACUUUGCACGCUCGCCGACGUUUACCGACAGCGGUGCCGAAUCCAGCAUCACCAACCUGCAUCUGGAAACGCUGGAUCUCUGGUACAUCAGCAAUCCCGACAUACUGCGUUUCGACUGGCGUUUUAGUUGGUUCAACAACAUCAGGCGCCUGUCCAUCGGCUACGUCUACUUCAACGCUGUUCCUUGCGACGCCUGGGUGGAGAUGAACGGCGUGGAGGUCCUCGACGUCUCCAACAACCGCCUACGGGAUGAGUACGUCUUCAACCAGCUGUGUAACUACAGGGACUCCAUGAGCAGCCUUCACACCUUCAACCUGAGCACCAACGAGCUGGUCAGCUUGAGAGACUUGUCGGCGCUGACCAGGCAGUUCCGCCGGCUGCAAGUGUUGGACUUCAGUCGCAACCAGAUGGGAUCGGCCCAAAGCAGCCGAGGCUGCGUCUGGCAAGAGAACAUCACCAGAGUCAUCGCGCACCACAACCAGUUCACCGCAGAAGGCCUCGACUGUCUGCCCACCACCGUGCACUUCCUGGACCUGUCCUCGUGCAACCUAGACCAGCUAAAUGUCAGAUACUUCGAGAAGGCCGUCAACCUGAAGGAGUUGCUUUUGAGCGACAACAAAAUCAAGUUCAUCCCGUCCAAGUGGGAGAGUCCCUCGCUGUUCAGGUUGGCGUUGGACGGGAAUUCUUUUGGUCUAAUGAGCAAGGAAUCAUUCCAGCUCAUGCCCGGACUCUCUGACCUGAGAGCUGGGAACAACCCGUACCACUGUACCUGCGAGCUUCAUGCUUUCAUCGAGGACACCAAGGCCAAAGGACGGGUCAACCUAACGGACUGGCCCGAGAACUACAAGUGCUACCACCCGGAGCCUUUUCUCAACACGGUCAUAUCCAAAUACCUCCCGAGCGAGGUGGCGUGCGACGUCAGACUGGUCAUCAUCAUCAGCGUGACCACCACCGCGGCCGUCAUCCUCAUCCUGAUGCUUAUCUGCUACAUUUUUGACUUGCCGUGGUACACCAAGGCCACGUAUCAGAUCAUCAGAGCCAAAUACAGAGGACACAAGGAGCGAGCCGCCGGAGAAGUCGGACCUUUCGCCUAUCACGCCUUCAUAUCUUACAGCCACUGGGACGCCGAAUGGGUGAGGGAACAUCUGCUGCCGUGUCUGGAGAACAACCGGAACCCUUACCGACUGUGCGUACACGAGAGGGACUUCAUGCCGGGACGCUGGAUUAUCGACAACAUCAUUGAGAACAUCGAGAGCAGUCGCAAGGUCAUAUUUGUGCUGUCGCGGAACUUUGUGAACAGCGAGUGGUGCAACUACGAGCUAUACUUUGCUCAGCAGCGAGCCAUAGGCAAAACAUUUAGCGACGUCAUCCUGGUGGUGAAGGAGCCCAUCGACCCGAGCUCCUUGCCUAGCAAAUAUUGCAAGCUGAAGAAGAUGCUGAGCACCAAGACCUACCUGGAGUGGCCUCAGCAGGCUAAUCAGCAGGCCUUCUUCUGGACACAGUUGAGGAGCGUCUUGGGCAGACCCACCAGAGAUAGCGUCCGAAGGAACAAAUCGUCCGUGGGGGGCCACUCGAGGACGGAGGUCAGUGAGCCGGAAGUGCCCCAUCCUGAUGGAGAAGCGGAGUACAAUAAAGACGAAGUGUUUAACGAAAGACAAAUCCCUGUGGUAGCGUGAGGCACUUCCCUCUGUAAACCGAGACAAAAGGUCCGACGUGAACAUGAUACCGGGAUGCUGAAAGGAUCGGACCCCCGCUGUGUACUUGGUGAAGCCAACAGAUUUGCAGCUUAAGCUACAUGCUCCUUAAAUUGCAUUCAUAAGCUGGCGUUAUUAUUACCGGUAGAAAAAUGAAAAGUAUUAAUUGCCCUGCCUUUGUUGAAGUAUCGCGUAUACAGAAUCAGACAUGCAUAUAUAAAUAUAUAAUUGUCAGGCGCUUCCGGAUCAUAGUAGAAUUAAAAUAUUCUUCUACAUUUGUUAAUAUUUGUAAAAUGCUGGACAUUUGUUAUUUUAUUUUUUUACUGUCUUCUUGAAUAAAAAUGUGGAAUUGCAAUG